ACGACACGCCUUCAUCUUCAUCCUGCGUCAAACUAAAAAUAUCCCAAUUCUUCAAAAUAAAAUAUCCUCUCUGCAACAUUAUUUAAAAUUUCUCCGUUCACUCUCCGCAGGUAUUAAUCUGUCGCCGAUCAACUCCCUCUUCCUCCGAAUUCACUCACCAUCCUUCGCAGUUCAACGGAGAAUUCAUCCCACCGGUGAACCUCCGAUACGAGCUUCCACGACCCCUGACUUCGAUCCACUGAAACCUUUCCUUCUAUUUCGUCCCGACCUUUCCAUUCCUCUCGUAUGUGAUCGAAUUUUCGCCUUCAAGAAUGGAUCGGUCGACGAUUACUGUGGGGCCGGCCAUGGAUAUGCCGAUUAUGCACGACAGUGACCGCUAUGAUUUCGUCCGAAAUAUCGGCUCCGGGAAUUUUGGGGUUGCCAGGCUGAUGAGAGACAAACAUACUAAAGAGCUUGUCGCUGUCAAGUAUAUUGAGCGAGGCGAUAAGAUAGAUGAAAAUGUUCAGCGAGAAAUCAUCAAUCACAGGUCCCUGAGGCACCCUAACAUAGUCAGGUUCAGAGAGGUCAUCUUGACGACUACCCAUCUUGCAAUUGUAAUGGAAUAUGCAUCUGGAGGAGAGCUCUUCGAGCGCAUUAGCAAUGCAGGACGCUUUAGUGAGGAUGAGGCUCGCUUCUUCUUUCAGCAGCUUAUAUCAGGAGUCAGCUUCUGCCAUGCCAUGCAAGUGUGUCACCGGGACUUGAAGUUGGAGAACACUUUACUGGAUGGUAGUCCAGCCCCUCGUUUAAAAAUAUGUGACUUUGGCUACUCAAAGUCAUCAGUGCUUCAUUCACAACCAAAGUCAACUGUGGGGACACCUGCAUAUAUUGCUCCAGAAGUGCUAUUAAGGCAAGAAUAUGAUGGCAAGACUGCAGAUGUAUGGUCAUGUGGAGUGACCCUCUAUGUAAUGCUUGUCGGAGCCUAUCCUUUUGAGGAUCCUGAUGAACCGAAGGAUUUCCGAAAGACAAUACAAAGAAUCCUAAGCGUGCAGUAUGCUAUUCCAGAUUGUGUACAAAUAUCUCCCGAGUGUCGCCAUCUGAUAUCAAGGAUUUUUGUGGCAGAUCCUGCAACGAGAAUCACUAUUCCUGAGAUCAAGAACCAUUCCUGGUUUUUGAAGAAUCUCCCAUCGGACUUGAUGGAUGAAAACACAAUGGGAAAUCAAUUUGAAGAGCCUGAUCAACCAAUGCAGAGUCUCGAUACAAGAAUGCAGAUAAUUGCUGAGGCUACAAUACCAGCAGUUGGUUCACAUGGCCUUACCUACAUGGCAGAUAACUUUGACAUGGACGAUGAUGAUGACAUGGAUGGUCUGGACUAUGAAUCUGAUCUUGAUAUAGAAAGCAGUGGCGAGAUAGUGUAUGCAAUUUGACAAUUGAUACUGAGGCGCCGAAACAAAGAAUUAUGGGACUGGUUCUGACUUUCAAAGAAUUUGUUUAGAGGAAGAACAUUAGCUUGUUCUCAUCCAUUUGUAGGUUAUCUUUACAAGUGCUUUUUGCUAGCCCUGGAUUCACACGCUCCUUUGGAUUGUGCCACGUCAAUAAAACACAGCUCUUACCCCGCGUUGUCGAAAAUGAUUUAAAAGGCGACGAACAAUGAAGAAGA
Cucurbita moschata (crookneck pumpkin) is the source of this 1636-nucleotide messenger RNA. RefSeq names its product serine/threonine-protein kinase SRK2I-like. The record is from RefSeq and is a predicted model, not a curated record. The coding region runs from base 312 to 1403 and encodes 363 amino acids. The transcript is spliced from 9 exons. Gene Ontology annotation, cellular component: nucleus. Lineage: Eukaryota; Viridiplantae; Streptophyta; Magnoliopsida; Cucurbitales; Cucurbitaceae. Gene Ontology annotation, biological process: intracellular signal transduction; protein phosphorylation. Gene Ontology annotation, molecular function: protein serine/threonine kinase activity; ATP binding.